Oreochromis niloticus (Nile tilapia) is the source of this 2280-nucleotide messenger RNA. RefSeq lists its product as uncharacterized. Gene Ontology annotation, biological process: regulation of transcription by RNA polymerase II. The transcript has 11 exons. Lineage: Eukaryota; Metazoa; Chordata; Actinopteri; Cichliformes; Cichlidae. Gene Ontology annotation, molecular function: DNA-binding transcription factor activity, RNA polymerase II-specific; RNA polymerase II cis-regulatory region sequence-specific DNA binding. The record is from RefSeq and is a predicted model, not a curated record. The annotation marks the transcript as partial.
UUAGCUGUUUGCCACGAGCUAGAUCGGAUUGCUUGAACAGGAAGUCAUUACCUGGUUUUGAGACACUUUUUUUCCUUGUAAAAGUAGAGUUAUGGUGCAUCUGUUCUGUUCUGUGAUUGGCUGCUUCUGUUUCACCCUUCACGUGAUAAUUCUCCGUCACACAGCAGAGAGAGACUGUCCAAGCCUUCUGUGUGAGGAACUGGAGGAUUUGUCAAAAAAACAGCAACCGAGGGAACAUGAGCAGGAGGAGGAGGAGGGAAACGGAGGAGGAAGUGUUUAGUCAGUGGGAGGAUGAAGAGGCAGCAGAGGAGACAUGGCGAGAAGAGAAGGACGGGGAGGGGGGGAAAGAAGAGAAAGUUGUGACAGAGGGAGAAGAGGAGGAGCAGGUGAAGCCUGAGAGUAGGCUGAAAGUGGUACAGGAGGUGCAGAUGGAAGACGACAAGAUUGAGAAGGCCAAGGAAACAAUUGCUGAUGAACAAGAGAGUAAAGUGACAAAGCGCUUAGCACAAAAAGAUGAGCAGAAGAAGAGUAAGAACAAGCGAGGUAGGAAGCAAAGUGAGCAGGUGAGAAGUAAGGGAGGAGUAAAGGAUGUUGGUGAGAGGUCUGAGGAGGAGAAGACAAGUGAGACACAGGAGGUGCCAGCGAUGAGCUCAGAGGAGACCUCGGCUCUGACAAACAGCUGUGACCUCUCUGACCCACUCUACUUGGGGUUUGUGGGGACAGGGCUGUGUUGUCCCCCAGUUCCCAUCCCCCUGCUGUACUCCUCACAGCCUCCUGUCUCCAUCCAGCCCACAUGUCCUCAGCCACAGAGUAACAAAAGACCUCAUAGCCCCCUUCUGCCUCACAGUGUCCCGCAGCAGGGCCCACAACCACUUGAGAUGGAGAUAACGCAGGUAUACCCCACCCAACAUAGCACCAGGGGCCGAGGUCGAGCCCUCAGCUUCCCACUGCUGCCAGGGAUAGAGUCUGUGGACAGCUGCCUGCUGCCACCUGCACCGAAGAAGAGAACACGGAUUGACUACAGCACAGAUCAGUUAGAGCAUUUAGAGGCCCUGUUCCAAGAGGAUCACUAUCCGGACGUGAAAAAAAGAAAAGUGAUUGCUGCUUCAGUCGGCGUCACACCUCAGAGAAUUAUGGUCUGGUUUCAGAACCGAAGGGCGAAGUGGAGGAAAGUACGUGGUGUUACAGCAAAGGUGGAACACGGACAGAGUAGAGCUGAAUACAGUCCACAUCACCAAAUCAAUCCCACUUUGCCCACACUGGCUCACAACAGUAAGGGAGCCGCUUCUUUGUCUCGUUAUUAUGCUCUCAAGCUACCCCAGCUUGCCCCUGUGCCACCUUCAUUCCCCACCAUAACCACUCAGAGCCCACCCUCCCACAGCAGCCUGUUGGCCAGCCUCAGCACCCCAGCUGGGAUUACAGCGUACCAGUCUUACCCAUGGGGCAACAUGUGCAGUCAGCCAGCCAUGCACCAGCGUACUCAGUGCCCUCCUGCUUACCCUGGCAGCUUGGGACCUGGUCGAGAGCACCAGCCUACCUCUUCCACCAUCUUCCCUCUUCCUUCGUUCUUCCCUGGGGAGGACCAGGAGUCGUUGCAUGCAAAUUCCCAGGAUCCUUCACUCAACCAGACUUUCACAAGCAGCACCACCAGCACUACCACCGUCCUGCCACCUGUGUCAACGCUCCUGCCCUCUUGCCUCAGGGUGGAGGAUACUCCAGCCAGCGAGUCAUUGCUAAUGCCCUCGCAGACAGAAGAAAUGGAUGUCACAGUUCCUACAGAUGACCAGGACAUCCAACUCCCUCAUCUGGACAGAAGUGAAAGCAGAGUGAUGGAUACAGGCCAGCACCAGCUUUCAUCUCAGGAGGUUUGGUGGACCCACACCCCACCCCUCUUCCUGGAUGCUCUGGAGGUGGCUCUACCUUGCCACCAUGAGACCCAGUCUCUGCCGACUGAACCAGGUCAGCUCUACUCGCAGCAACUUUUGCUCUUUGACUUGGACUACCUGACGUCUAGCCAGCAGAGCAACACUUUGUCUUACCAGCUCCAAACCUCCUACCACACCAGCCAGCCUCAGCUCCAACCUCAAGCAUCUCUGCCCCACAUGACCUACCUCACACACCUCCCUACCUCACCCCCUCCAGAGUCUAAUCCUACCUCCUACCUGACUUUUGGCCCUGGAGGAAACUCGACAGGAGUGGUGACCGAUUCCACCACGGGUCAUGCCUACUUUCAGUCCCAGAGUGCAAGUCAAAUCCUACUGCAGUCGUCUGGUCACCACG